This is a messenger RNA of Echinococcus granulosus, 411 nucleotides long. RefSeq lists its product as hypothetical. The coding region runs from base 1 to 411 and encodes 136 amino acids. NCBI's taxonomy places the organism in Eukaryota, Metazoa, Platyhelminthes, Cestoda, Cyclophyllidea, Taeniidae. The record is from RefSeq and is a predicted model, not a curated record. The transcript has 3 exons.
AUGAGGGUCAAUUUUGAAAAAGAUGGAGAGGAAGCAUGCUUGAGAGUGAAGAAGGUUGACAGCGAUUGCUUGAUUGAUUACCUGAUUAGGCAGCAGCAGCAGCGGAGGGACGCCGCAGCCGAACACGGUGCCCUAUCGUCCGAGGACGCUAGGACACAAGCCUUGCAUUUUAUAGUGCUUUCUGUGAAGCGCUGGCAGUGGCAGCGGUUGCUACAGCAAAUGGGAAAAGCCCAUGCUCGCACCCUCAUUGGUCGGCUGUUGGGCAAGGCCAGGCGGGGGCAAUCGAUUGCUCGCUUGUGCGUCCUAAUGCGUGGGGCUGUGAUUGUCAGUAAAACCACCAUUCGCGAUGAGAGUCUCCUUGUUCUCGGUGAAAAGUCUCACUCUACUAAGCGGGAGGUAAAAAUGCGCUAA